AUGCUAUCAAGUGUCGGUGCUACACCGCGAUGCCGGAGAGCUCUAUUAGACCCAGUUGGCAAGCUCGCCGCCACGCUAGACGUAGAGGCAGGAGGUAUAGAGGGGGGGGGGCACCCUAUCGACCCGGGAAUGCGCGCUGCAGUUGGUCGCUGGGGUCCUCCACUGCCUCACGUGUUCCCCAUGAUAGAUGACUGGAGGCCUCGCCCUCCCCGCUUCUUACACUUGGACCCCUUCUGCAUCGCCCCUUUCCCCUUGUACUCGAGGUGA
Nezara viridula (southern green stink bug) is the source of this 267-nucleotide messenger RNA. The record is from the annotation of a GenBank genome assembly. NCBI's taxonomy places the organism in Eukaryota, Metazoa, Arthropoda, Insecta, Hemiptera, Pentatomidae.